UCACGGACGGGUCAGCAGCAACCACACUGCGACCUCUGUCAUUGUCACCAGUACCGGAAUAUCUUCAAAUGGAGUGGGGCCCAGAAUCACAAUCCACUCUGAUUGUAGGACGGGCAGGCAGGACAGAUCCUUCCAAACAAAAAAAGUCCCUUCCUGGUGGCUGCACAUUGCUUUUGUCCAGUUCCAGGAAUUGAACCGGCAAAUAUUGGCUGGGCCGCCCUGAUCUUCAAACACCAUUUCCUGUGGGUAGGAGGCCACGCAGUGCUGAAGACCCGGGGCCCCCAGCCCAGGGAGCUUGCUGGGAUGGGUCCAGCCUGGCUGUGGCUGCUGGGAGCAGGGAUCCUGCCCUCUGUCCACUGUCAGACCUUUCCUGCCCACAAAGGUAGGAGUCUGGGGAUCCCUCAAGCCCCCCGUGAUCAGCUCUCCGCGCCAGCCCCUGCCUACCACAAAAUCACACCCACUGUCACCAACUUUGCCUUGCGUUUGUACAAGCAGCUGGCCACGGAAACCUCAGGAAACAUCUUCUUUUCCCCCGUGAGCAUCUCUACCUCCCUGGCCCUGCUCUCUCUUGGGGCCCAGGCUGACAACCCAGAUCAGAUCCUGGAGGGCCUCGGCUUCAACCUCACAGAGACCCCAGAAGCUGACAUCCACCGGGGUUUCCAGAGCCUCAUCCACACCCUUGACCUGCCCAGCCCCAAACUUGAACUAAAAGUGGGCAACUCCUUGUUCCUGGACAAGCAACUAAAGCCUCAGCAGCAUUUUUUAGACACUAUCAGGGAGCUGUAUGGAGCUUUUGCUUUCUCUGCCAACUUCUCAGAUUCCACCACGACCAGGAGGCAGAUUAAUGAGUAUGUGAGAAAGCAGACGUACGGGCAGGUGACGGACUGCCUCCAGGAGUUCACGCAAGACACGCUCAUGGUUCUCUUGAAUUACAUCUUCUUCAAAGCCAAGUGGAAGCAUCCUUUCAAUCGCUACCAGACCCUGAAGCAAGAGAGCUUCUUUGUGGAUGAGAGGACCUCCCUCCGCAUCCCCAUGAUGCACCAAAAGGAAAUGCACAGGUUCUUCUAUGACCAGGAAAUGGCUUGCACUGUCCUCCAGAUAGAAUACAGUGGAAACGCACUGGCUCUGCUGAUCCUACCUGACCCAGGGAAAAUGGAGCAGGUAGAGGAAGCUCUGCAGCCAGAGACCCUGAAAAAAUGGGAUCAGUGGCUUCAGCCCAGCCUGCUGGAUUUACAUCUGCCAAGGUUUUCCAUUUCUGGGACAUAUAACCUUGAAGAAAUACUUCCCCACAUGGGUCUCACCAACAUCUUCAACUUAGAAGCUGACUUAUCGGGAAUCACUGAGCAGCUCAACAAAACCAUCUCCCGGGUGUCACACAAGGCGGCCGUGGACAUGAAUGUGUGGGGAACCAGGGCAGGGGUUGCCUCCGGCCUCCUCUCCCAGCCCCGGGCUCUGAACACAACGUCGGCCCCACAGGCCCGUUUCAACAGGCCUUUCCUGGUGCUCCUGUGGGAGGUGACCACUCAGAGCUUGCUCUUCCUGGGCAAAGUCGUCAACCCGGCUGCAGGGUGACCGUGGUGGGAGGCCACGUGAUGGCUUGUCUCCCCCUCCCCCGGAACAAUCAGGAAGGCCAGCACCAGCCUGCACCAUGGGCUGCUGUGAGGACCAGUUGAUCAGUGUGCAAAGAUCCUAAUAAAGUUGACCUUGGGUUGUGUGAA
Molecule: messenger RNA, 1718 nt
Organism: Callorhinus ursinus (northern fur seal)
Lineage: Eukaryota; Metazoa; Chordata; Mammalia; Carnivora; Otariidae
Product: serpin A11-like
Molecular function (GO): serine-type endopeptidase inhibitor activity
Source: RefSeq, a predicted model, not a curated record